AGCGCUCCCCAGCGGCGGGCCGUCCGCGGGGCGCUGGGCGGCGCGGCGGCCCCGCUCCCCGCGGGCGGCGAGGCGGUGCCGCACAUGGUGCCCGCGGCGGUCGGCGGCGGCGGCGGCGGCUUUUCGGUGCGGCGCUGCACCGACCCGACGACGAAUGCGAUCGUCGCCGGCUCGUACCUGCCAUCGGGCUCGAACCACGGGCGGCCGGUGUACAAGAAGACCCAGCAGGUCCGUGGUUUCGACGUGCUCGCAUACUUCUGGGACGAGCGGGACGGCGUGCAGAUGUCGGGCUGGUGGUUCGGACCAGCCGUGGGGGCGGACAACGUCUGGGCCUACAACGCGGACCGCAAGGGCCUCAAGCCGCCGCAGGCCGGCUGGCAGGACCGCGGAUUUUCUGGAGGUCGCCGCAAAGCAAGCCCACACCUCCGACGAUCCCAUCCUGUUCCAUCGCGGCGUUCUUCCUUGCUUUCGCCCUUUGGGGGGCCGCUUGUGGGCCCUGGGGC
Prorocentrum cordatum is the source of this 503-nucleotide messenger RNA. Lineage: Eukaryota; Dinophyceae; Prorocentrales; Prorocentraceae. The record is from the annotation of a GenBank genome assembly.